Molecule: messenger RNA, 5623 nt
Organism: Ctenopharyngodon idella (grass carp)
Lineage: Eukaryota; Metazoa; Chordata; Actinopteri; Cypriniformes; Xenocyprididae
Gene: garnl3
Product: GTPase activating Rap/RanGAP domain like 3
Exons: 31
Coding region: 419-3571 (1050 amino acids)
Biological process (GO): activation of GTPase activity; regulation of small GTPase mediated signal transduction
Cellular component (GO): cytoplasm
Molecular function (GO): GTPase activator activity
Source: RefSeq, a predicted model, not a curated record
ACAUUAGGACCGCGCAGACUCUACGGCUGGAGCGGUAUAUUACUCCAGUAUACAUGCCCUAAACAACGGGGAACGGGGGAUCGACCCGGAGAUUAUCUAACCUACGACUUUUUGCACUUUUGAUCCAAAGGAUCCGGUGUGAAUGGAGUUUACGAAUCCCUUCCUCAACCCAGAGAACGUUUUAUCCACUUGAAUCAUAUCUUCUCUGGCCGCAGAAAGUGUGUGGUUCACUUUUUGGUUUUUCCGUGGAGGAGGACCCUCUGUUGAUCUUGUAUCCCCCUCUCUCUUUGUGCGCCCUCCCGGCUCUCUAUUCGCCAGACGCGGAGCAGAGCCGCAUCACCAUCAUCAUCAGCGCUCGCGCUGCCUCUGUGUCUCUGCGCGUGCAGUCAGGACCCGUGUGCCCUGCUAUCCCACCACCAUGAAUUCGGAUAUUAACAUGUACUUGGGGCGAGAGAAAACGGGGAUCAUGCGAAAGAGAGCCCUGCUACUCAGGAAAGGCUGCAGUUUCGAAAUAACGAGCUCAGCAUCAGAGGAUCUUGGGUGCAGGAGAGGAGAGUUCAGCCGGAAACACUAUGGAUCAGUUGAACUGCUCAUCUCCAGUGAUGCAGACGGGGCCAUACAGAGAGCUGGGAGAUUCAGAGUGGAGAACGGCUCAAUAGAUGAGGCCUCUGACUACACGCCUGGAACAUGGAGAAGAACUGAUGUCCAUUUGGAGAACCCAGAGUACCACACCAGAUGGUACUUCAAGUACUUUCUGGGAAAAGUUCAUCAGAACUAUGUGGGUACAGAUGCAGACAAGAACCCCUUCUUCCUGUCUGUGGUUCUGUCAGACCAGAACAACCAGCGGGUCCCACAGUACCGAGCCAUCCUCUGGCGCAAGUCGGGUACUCUAAAAAUCAGCCUUCCAUACAGUCCAACAAAAACACUAUCAGUCAAAUCUAUAUUAAGUGCCAUGAAUGUGGAUCGUUUCGAAAAGGGCCCGAGGGAGAUCCUUAACCCAGAGAUUCAGAAGGACUUACUGGUGCUGGAGGAGCAAGAGGGCAGUGUAAACUUUAAAUUUGGUGUUCUUUAUGCCAAAGAUGGGCAGUUGACAGAUGAUGAAAUGUUCAGCAACGAAACAGGAAGUGAGACCUUUGACAAAUUUCUGAAUCUCCUUGGCGACACAAUCUGUCUGCAGGGCUGGGCAGGGUAUCGAGGAGGACUAGACACUAAGAAUGACACUACAGGAAUGAAUUCCAUCUACACAGUCUAUCAGGGUCAUGAGCUCAUGUUCCAUGUUUCUACCAUGUUACCUUAUUCUAAAGAGAACAAGCAACAGGUAGAGAGGAAGAGACACAUUGGGAACGACAUCGUGACCAUCGUGUUUCAGGAGGGAGAUGACGCCUCUCCGUCCUUUAAGCCCUCUAUGAUUCGCUCCCAUUUCACACAUAUUUUUGCCUUAGUUCGAUAUAAUAGCCAGAAUGAUAGUUACAGGUUGAAGAUUUUCUCAGAGGAAAGUGUGCCGCUGUUUGGCCCACCCCUCCCUUCCCCUCCAGUGUUCACAGACCACCAGGAGUUCAGGGACUUUCUACUAGUUAAAUUAAUAAAUGGAGAAAAAGCCACUCUUGAGACCCCCACUUUUGCUCAAAAACGUCAGCGUACUCUGGACAUGCUGAUCAGAUCCCUGUACCAGGAUCUCAUGCCUGACAUGCACAAGGUUCCCUUCUCUCCGCAGAACAUGCUAAACCGACGCUCAUUCAGCGAUGUACUGCCAGAGUCGCCCAAAUCGGCCCGUAAAAAAGAGGAGGCACGCCAGGCUGAGUUUGUUCGGGUGGGACAGGCCUUGAAGCUGAAGACUAUAGUUCGAGGGGAUGCGCCCACCAGUCUAGUCACUACUGGUCUUUGCAGGAAAGAGCCAUGGGAGUCACAGUCAUUCUGCAGCAGCUUCCCUUAUGAUAUAGUCUGUGGAGAUUCAUGGGGACAGUCAUUACUGGUCGCCACAGAUUCAGCAGGGGUCAUGCUGCUGGAGGCCUCAGAUCCACUGUUCUCCAAUGCAGAUUCACCAACCCUGCCUCCAGUGCAGGUAUUUGACAAGACCUUGACAGUCAAACAAUUGCACGUGCUUGAACCUCAGGACCUCCUCAUUGCAAGAGCAGAUAAAGGUAAAGAUGCUCGACUGUAUGUUUACAGACUGAGCACACUCAAAAGAGGGAUAGAGGAGCGGCAGCUUGUCCGCACCAAGUAUGACAGUCGGGAGAACAAGCUUGAGAAAACCAAAGGCUGCCAUCUCUAUUCCAUAAACACACAUCAUGGGGUAGAGCUUAGAAUCGUUGCGGCGAUAAGAAAUAAGCUUCUUCUGAUCACCAGGAAACAGUCACGCCUCGAUUGCCUCAGCUCUAUCGCUACAGUCACAGGGACUACUGACUCACCUGUGGAAGAGUUCCAAUACAUACGGGAGAUCUGUUUAUGUGACUCCCCGGUGGUCAUGGCUCUGGUUGACGGCCCAACAGGAGAGAAUGACCACAUGAUCUGUGUGGCCUACAGACAUCAGUUUGACUUGAUCAAUGAGAGCACAGGAGAUGCCUACAGACUACACCAUGUAGACGCCAACCGGGUGAACUUUGUUGCUGCCAUAGAUGUGUAUGAAGAUGGAGAGGCUGGACUUCUUCUUUGCUAUAACAAUAUUUGCGUAUAUAAGAAGGUGUGUCCGUUUAAUGGAGCCACACCUAUGAUUCAGCCCAACUCUUCAGACUUCCAUUUCAGCUGGAACCAAAUGCCCAACGCUAUUGUGUGUGCGUUCCCAUAUAUCCUCGCAUUCACCACUGACUCCAUAGAGAUCCGGCUAGUUGUUAAUGGCAACCUAGUAUAUACAGCUGUCGUUCCAGAAUUGCAACUGACUGCGUCCAGAUCUGAUAUCUAUUUCAUCUCAUCAGCACCUAUAAACUCUGCCUCUAACUGUAGCUCCAGAGACACUAGUUCCCAGAGUUCUCCUCAGACUCCCACCGGCUAUGAGAUGCCUGUCUUCCCUUCACCGCUUGGCGAUGAUUGUAUUCGGAUCCCCUACGGCACCAAGCUAUCCCUCUACAUGUCUAAAGACUCUGAAGGUGAAGCUCCCUCAAAACACAUCUAUAAGAUCCCAUUGAGUAACCUAGUUGGACGGAGCAUAGAGAGGCCCCUCAAGUCUCCAUUGGUCAAUAAAGUGCUAACGGCACCUGCCCCAAGUGUGAUCGGCCCCGCUCCCAUGAUCGCAAGCACAACCUCCCUCUCGCUGUCUCGCAUGGAGAUCAAAGAGAUCGCCAGCCGCACACGGAAAGAACUGCUGGGUUUAACUGAGGAACCCAGCAGUAAAGCAGACGGUAACUCAGUGAAACAGAGAAGAAUGAGCAAGAAGAACAAGGAGGAAGAGCAGAGGAGAACAGCAGAGAUUAGCACCGCUGAACAAGUGGGAAUGGAGUCUGUAGAGGGAGAAACUGACAUCCAGAGGCUUUGCUCAUCUGGCUCUGAGGUGGAGCCACGAGAUGAUAGCCCACCCACGGCCAGCCCUUUUACCUUAUCCACAUCUUUCGAGGAGGAUAUUUUGGACCUUAAGUGAUGACAAUCACAGUCUGUGGAUCUAAAAUGCACCUCUCACCUUACACAUCCUCUUACCUUUUACUUUAUAUCAUUCUUUUUAUCAUGUUACAUUGAAUUUUGUGUUUUCCUCAGUCUGCCCACUCAUUUCUAUGUGCAAAUGAAUCCCCAGAGCUUUAAACUUGAAGGAGUUUACAGUAAGGUGAUGUCAAAAUUCACUCCUAGUGGAUGUGUGCAUGUGUGUGUGUGUGUGUGUGUGUGUGUGUGUGUGUGUGUGUGUGUGUGUGUGUGUGUGAAUGAUCCUGUGUUUACUCUAUAAGAAAGAUAGGAAUAAAACUAGAAAAUCUGAUUAUCGGCGAUCAUUUCAGAAUAUCACUGAAAGAAAAACUGACCAAAAAUGUUGAAAACACCCAAGAAUCUGAGUUAGUCAGUGUUUGAUUUAGUGUCUAUGAUUGACGAGACAUAUUCUCCAUCAGCUUUGGGACAAAUUUGUAGCUUUGUAGCAAACCUGAAGCCAUAUGAACAGAAAUAGAAUAUUUAAAUAAUUUUGGCAUGAAAGGUUUGAGCCAAAAUCUAAGGUCAAGACAAAAUAAUAUCACUUUUCACUCUAAGACCUGAAUGUAAGAUUGACGCUCCUAAAAACAAUGACACAUAUUUUUUAACUCCUUAUUUUGUGUUUUUAAAUGUUUUCUAUGUUUGUGAUUUGUACAUUGUGUGAUUAUUUCAAAGUUGUAAAAAACUCUAUAUGCAUCUCGGACCAGAUGCACAUGAACAUACAAAUGUAAACAUACAUAUAUAUAUAUAUAUAUAUAUAUAUAUAGUAUAUAUAGUAUAUAUACCUUUCUAGUUCUGUUGUAUUAUGGAGAAAUAAAACUCACUUCUUCUGUAUAUCAAUGUUAUGAUCUGACCUGCCUUCACCCUUACCAUGCUUUUAAACCCUGACAUGCAAACCCUUGGCAGAAACGGCAGGAGUCUCCCACAAGUGCCAUUUUCUACUGCACCCGUCAACCACUAGCGCCCUCUAUCAGACUGACCAUGAAUUGCAUAUGUCAUGAGGCAGAAACAAACAAAAAAUCAUUAAAGAACACAAUUUGGUGACUACAGCUGGUAAAUUUACAGCGGUUUAUUAUGCUAACAAUAUAAGCUUCGAUCCAUGAACAUCCGCAUUUACAGGUACACAGUCAAAAGGGCUCUGGAUCACCUGCAUGCCUCCCUUCAAUCCUACUACAAAAUAAAAGGGAUUUGAUGUAUUAAUGUUUUAGAAUUAGGAUGUAUUAUCUUUAUAUUUCUCAUAGAUUUGGUAAAAAUUGAAAAAAAAAAAAAACCUCUAGGAAUUCAAGCCAGGGUCAACAAAACGAGAAAACAAUACAAAAAUCUGAAACAUUAUUUUGUGCUGUCUAAUAAGAGAACAAGAAUAUUGAUUCUGCUGUUUACAGUUCAAACUCAGAAUGUCAUCAAAGUGACACCAGAACACAAGAGCCUCAGGAACAGCAUAAGAAGAGGAGUAAGUAUUAAAGUAUUAAAUUGCUUAGCUGAAUGCAUGCCCCUCACCCCCUCCACCACUCUCAACCUUUCUUCAUCUGAAUGUGAACCACUCAACACUAGUAGCAGUCUGGACUAAAAAGGGAAAACUUUGGAAUAUUUUUGUAAAUGAAAAGUUUUACAUAUUAUUUAUUUGCUAUAUUAGUUGUUCUUCGAGGGGAAUGGGUGAGCCAGAGACUUAAGGAAUAUAUUUUUGUUCUUUUUCUUUUUGGCAUAUUGUCUGUUGUCUCCCUCUGUUCACUCUCCUAACUGUUUUUGCAGUGGUUUUGAAUCUAUAUCAAUAUUAACUGUUUAGACUGUUGCAGAAACUCUGUGAUAUCGGAAAUUAUACAAAAAUGAAUAAAAAAACACCAAGUGUCUUAAAAUAUUGUAUUGCCAUUGUUUUUAAUGCCAAGUACUACUUGUAAAUGUUUGUGUUUCAAAUGUGGCCUCAAAAAUAUUAUUAUUAUAGCAUUUAUUUGAAAAAGUGCUGUAGCCCACUGCUGUAGUUAAUAUUGUUCAUUGAUAUGAAAUAAAUAUUUAUGAAAUUUGA